Messenger RNA from Akanthomyces muscarius, 513 nucleotides. RefSeq lists its product as uncharacterized. The coding region runs from base 1 to 513 and encodes 170 amino acids. The transcript has 2 exons. Lineage: Eukaryota; Fungi; Ascomycota; Sordariomycetes; Hypocreales; Cordycipitaceae. The record is from RefSeq and is a predicted model, not a curated record.
AUGUCAUGCCCCCCCCGGCUUCAAAGUCUGGGGGAAGCAUACAUCACCAUGAAGCUGACUGCCCUCGCCGCCGUCGCCAUCCUCCCCUCCAUCGUCGUCGGCGGCGCCGCGGACGCGCCCCCCCAGACCGCACACCUCCUCUUCCGCGGCCCCGACGCCAAGCCCCUCUACAGCAUGUCCGUCCUCGCCGACGGCGCCGUCCGCGCCACGAGCGACGCCGAUUCCGCCGUCUCGCUGAUUGACGCGCCCGACUACAACGCCGCGGUGCUGUGCGACCUCGAGUUUGCGCUGCCGCCGGGCGCGCGCCAGCCCGAGCACGAGUUCACCGUCGGCGCCGACGGCCACACCGGGCAGGUGCAGAUCACGCCGCCGACGCCGGUCCGGGGGAUCCGCUGCCAGGGAUCGUGCGUCGAGACGCUGGGGACGUGCAACGGCGCGAGCGGGCAGGCGCCGAAGCUGUGCUGCAACGGGUACUGCGCAGCCAACCUGUGCCGUCCGUGGGAUGGUGUCUGA